Molecule: messenger RNA, 5908 nt
Organism: Haliotis rufescens (red abalone)
Lineage: Eukaryota; Metazoa; Mollusca; Gastropoda; Lepetellida; Haliotidae
Exons: 5
Coding region: 283-1449 (388 amino acids)
Source: RefSeq, a predicted model, not a curated record
CGGUGUUAACUUCCGGUAUACAAUUUGUGAGGCGUAUUUUCUUGUACAAUCUAUGUUUGUAGCAUUAAGUGAAACAAAAAUGAUCAUAUGUGAAAAAACAAAGUCGUGUAUUUAAAUAGUAUCGUAACCGGACAAUUUCAAAGAUAAUUUAUAAUCAUUAAGGCUGGCGGUCAUCAGUUGUCAACGGUAAAUAGGUGAACGUGGUUUCUCAUUCGGAUUAUUUAGCGGUGCUUGUUUGUCAGGAUCUAUUUUGAGACAUUUGUAUGAAUAAGAUAAUUUGCUAUGGCAGAAUACUGCGAUAUCCAGUUUGAUUGGGAUUGUGAUAGGGAUCCUAACUCCAUCAUUGAUUACUUUCAAGAAAAUGACGAGAAAGACAAAAUGUAUGGGCUUGAAUUCUUUUCUUUCCCUAGUAAGCUGGAAGUGUUCAAAGUAGCAGAUGAUGAGAGCAGUAACUGUCACUUGACAAUCCGAUGCAAGUCUGUGUACCAUGUUGGAAUAACAGGAGUCCAGAUUGUCAGUGAAUCUCGGAACAUGGAAGUCUAUGGACAAACUGAAGGAUACAUGCAUACAAUCCGAGGAAAGUCAGUUCCCAAAUCUGAAGAUGAUACCCACUAUUUUAUCUCAUAUUUGUCUACACAAGAACCAACAAACUGCCUUACCUUUAAGUUCCUGUCACUGAAAGACAGAGCCUCAUUCCUGAUCAAGCGCCUGCAGAUAACGCUUACCCAGAUGGCGCCACCUGACAGUUCCACUCAGAUGGACAUCGGUAAACUGAGGAAUCAUGUGAAAGAACUAGGAGAUAAAGUCUCAGACAAAGCAAAGUCUCUCCUGGACACCAUGGAACAGUAUCAAAAUAAUCAGCGGGGUGCGCUAGACAAUGUUCGAAGCAUGAUCUCUGAGAGCUCAUUGCCGCCUGACAAAGAAACCUCAUUAUCGGGCAUGGCUGGUCUGUUGUCCAUGUUUUCCAAGAUGAACACCAGCAUGCCGAGGAAUCCGUCCACUGUUCCGAUGGGGGACAACGGUACAAACAAUCCCAGUGACUUGGCUGGGAAUCUGUUGACUCAUAUGUCCAUGAGUCAGAACGGAGACAGUUUACACAGCGAUGACAUGUACAAGUUUCUACAGUCAGUCUGCGGGAGAGUGUCGAAACUGCGGCAUACUGAAAAUACAAACCCAGGGAUAAUUCCAACCAACAGUGACGUCCCAGCAACACAGAACCACGUGGACCCAGCUGUUCUGGAGGAAGUGUCAAAACAAAUCCAUUCAGCUGAAGAACGGAUCCUGACUCAGGUACAGCAACAGAUGUUGGACAUGGAAGCUAGGUUGAACAACAAGAUGGACAGAAUACUGCAGCUGUUGUCUCCUGCUGAAGAAUCAAUAUCCGAAUCGGAGGAAGAACCAGCUUCCCCAGACAAAAUCCCAUCACCACAAGCUAUAGACUUGGACUAAUCCUCAUUGGUUACCUGAAAGACCAAAUGGUUCUGAGAACAAAUUACUUAAGGAAUGGUGUUGCAUCGUUCAAAUUGUCCAGAUGGAGAAAGAGCUUUGUUCCUACUCAUCAUCCCAUCAGUGUCUAGAAACAGAGCAUUGUAAGUUGUAAUUGUGGAAGGUGGUGAGAUUAUCAGGUCUCUCUGUACAUUGUUUCAAGUGUGUCGUUGAUCCUAGCAGAUGUACAAACUACUAUCAGAACAAACUGAACGUUGGACUGGACACUGCAUUAUUACAUGACAUGGUCACUUGGCUGCAGAUAUCAUCAAUGAUAAUGGCAUAACACAUUUUUAGCAUUUUGUAUAUUUUGUAUAUUUUGCAUAUUUUGCAUAUUUUGCACCCAUACCAUGGGCGAAUAUUAGGAAUGGUAUCAGGCCUACUACAUCGUCUAUACAUCACGGUUUUGUAUGCUCUUUCAUCCUCCAUCACCCUUGAAUACAUAUGGCCUCUUUGUAGUGUAGUCUAAUGCUUUGCAGGGCUCGAUUUAGCUAUAUAAACAUGACCAGUGCAACCUGUUAUUGAAAAAUGAAACCUAAUAUUUGUCAACAUGCACCAUUACAAACUCUUAGUUCUCACAACAUUGAAAUUGAACACAUUACUGUUAAGCUUCAUGUACCAUAAUAUACCACUUAUCCUUGUGUUGUGCGGCAUUUGCCAUGCUUUGUUGGGCUUGACAUCAUCAAUCUGUUGACACUUAAAGAUUAUGUGCACAUGCUUCAGUAAUGUUUUACAGCAAUAUGUCCUUAAUUUACUGACAUUGGCUGAAACCGGCUUUUGUUGCAACUUUGAUAAAUUUAUGGUUUUCCAAUCUGGUUUUGUCUGGUGCAAGUCGGCUUUCAUGUCAGCAUGUAUCUGCUACAAGUUAAAUCCUGUUCCUUAAUUAAAUCAAGCCCUGCGUUGCCUAUAAAGUGUAUAUGCACAAUGUUCCACCCUCACUCGUGGAUACACAGGACCAGUCUGUAGUUGCUAUGUUUAAACAAAGGCCUGGAUCAGCCAACAGGAAGCCAGGUAGUCCUCAGACAAAUGAACACUCAACUUCCUCCCAUGGAAACGUGUGCAACAAGUGCCACAGCCAUGCAGCCUCUACUCCACACAUUGCCUCAGUGGUAGGCAUCAUGAAUGUCCAUGUAUGGCGUAGGGAUUAUUUGACAUCCAUAGAUUAUAAAUGGCCUCAUUUAGGUGACAUGCUUACACCACCCAGCCAACAUGUUUUCAAAGGUGUGUACAAGCGUGUGAAGUAUUGACAAUGGAUCUUAUGAGAUCGGACAUAUUAUUUAUGAGCUGCUGUGGUUAAUGAAACCAAUAUUGUGUACUUUGAACAUGUGACGAAGCUGUUUAUGUUACAAAUACAUGUAAAUUCUUUUCAUUUGAGUGAAAGAUAGGUGUUAUAGUAAUUUGACAAUGGCUCUUAAACUGUUCAAAACUGUUUUGAGUUUCUAGUUUAGCAAUUUAAGUGUUUACUUUGUUGUUUAACGCCGCACUCAGCAAUAUUCCAGCUACCGGUAUAUGAUGGUGGUCUGUAAAUAACCGAAUGUGGACGGGACAAUCCUGUGAUUGACAUCAUGAUCAUCGAUCCACGCAAUUGGGUUACGAUGACAUGCAUCAACCAAGUCUGCGAGCCUGACCAGCUGAUCCCAUUAGUCGCCUCUUACUGCAAGCAUAGGUUGCUAAAGAACUAUUCUCAACUUGGAUCUUCACGGAUCUACUGUUUACUUAUGACUGAGGGAAUGAAAAGACAUUUGGAUGAAGUUAUAAUUCUGACAGCACAGACAUAAUUGUAUUUGCAGUUAUACUUAAAUGGCUUUUUCAUGUUUAUGAUGUGUGUACAGAUAUUUUUAGAUUUUUUAAAUUAUUAGACAUCACUUUCUCCAUGAUGUUUGUGUUUCAGAAUAUGUUUUUAGGUUUGCACAAACAGUAUUGACGGGGCCAAAGAGUCGUUAUGCUACUGACUCAGACUUAGGUAAAUGUUUCCUUUGUGUAUCAUCAUCGUGUCUCCACACAGAAAUAAGCCAUGGGGUGAAACCUGGCAACAAUCUCCGUCUUUAGUCAAGGUAGUGCUGUCUGUGUUUUGUUCAAUCUUGUUAAUCUAUCCCGAAGACCGUGGUGCUGACAUGAUACCACUUUGUGUGAAGGUCUGACCUCCCUACAGAAUGUGGAAUCAGUGAACAUCAUGUUUGACCGCCGAUUCUAAAUGAAGGAUGCAUGGAAUCUUGAACCAAUCAGAUGUUGGCUUUCCUAAAUGAUUAGAUUUCAUUAAUUUACCACCUUAAAUUGGGAAAUUUCUUUUUUAGCAAAAGUUUUAUUUAGCCUGCAUGAUGAUCAGCAUCUCGGUACCAGUGAGUGAAACAUCCAGACAAGCAGACUGAUUCUGUAUAAUUGAAAAUGAAUAUAAUUGAGUUCCGAAUGCAAUAAUAAGCCAUGCUAAUAUAUUGUUGCUAAUAUUUUACACAUCCAGUUAUUUCUUGGGGCCAUCUGCACUCAAUAGGGUGUACUAUCAAGAGUAUAUUAAUGCUUGGUGGCAUUUGUCUUCUGCCAUUAUCCAAAUUUCUGAGUUUGGACAGUCAGUGUUUGCUCAAGGUUUACCUGUCCUGACAUAGAGAUGUCCUCAGGGAAAACUCUGACUGCCCAAGUUAAAGGAAGGAUGCGUGGGUUCACCAAUCAGGUGUUGGACAUUUCCACUUGUACAAACGACAACCCACAUAGAACACAAAUGGUCAACUUAUUUGGGGGUAGAUGCCAUGGCUGUCAUUAAGGCAGGGUGAAUAAAAUAUCAUCAGUUUAACAUCACAGUUUAUAUAUUUUAGACAUUAAAGUUCAUUCAUGAGAUACAGAAAUCUGAAAUCUGAAAUCAUACCAAGAAUUCUGAUGCCUCAAGUUUAAGUGGCUGAUAAAAAAGUUCACCUGACAGUCGUCAGAUCUUCAUUCAGACAGGUAUUAUAACAGAGUAAAAGAUCUUUAAGGAAAGUAACAAUACUGGAGUAAAAGAUCUUAUGUUGAUUAUGCAGGAAAGUAACAAUAAAGCACAGACAAAGCACAAUAACAGUUGUCCUACCUGUGUUUUUUUAUACAGUGAAACCACAUUGUUCAGGACAGUAUCAUGAAUGACAGAGUUCUAUUUGAACAUUAGUUGAUAUAACUUUUAUUCAAUUAUCAAAACAAAAAAUGGAAAAAAUCCUGAGACCAUUUUCACUGGCCCCUCCUCCUAUAACAAAUGACGAGUCCAUUAGGGUGCAUUUUACUGUACCAGGGAAGUGUAUGUUUGUCUGACCGAUGUGUGAGGGUCAUCAGUUUUAACUGACCUAUGUGAGGUGAUGACGACUUUUGGAUUACUUGUGAGUAGGCCAUUAUAUGCUGCAAAGUUUUGAGUGAACCAUGCUUCAUUAUUACAUAUUUAAAAUAUUUAAAUAAUUUACUUUGUGAUAGUAUUUAAAUGUUUUGUGUUUGUGAAAUUGUUUUUCAAGUAAGAAUUUGUGGACUUUUCCUUUUGAAUUAAUUAUGCUGUGACAAAGUUCUAUGCAAGGUACAAGCUAUUAUUUCAUAAUCAGUUGUUUUGAAAUGUGAAGUGUUUUCAUUGUCUUCAUACAAGCAAAAGGAUGUCACUUAAUGUUCAUCUUAAACAGUCAUUGGUGUGUGUGUAUGAAAUAGUUGUAUGAUAGAUCUAGGAAAGAUUGUCAUUGUUAAUACUGGACCCUUUCAGAACUCAAUGAGGAGGCGCGGGUGGUCCAGUUAUCUAAGGCACCGCAAUUCACAGUCACAAAGCUAUGAUUAUGGGUUCGAAUCCUGAUUCACUCCCAUUAUGUUUCUAGGUUUGUCAGCACCAUACCCAUGCUCGUGGGGCUCCCUAAAUUGUAAAUGGCUUAAGAUGUGCAUCACUUUGGGCUUUCAGAUGUCUUGAGUUGGACCUAAUUUGGAAUCAUCAGGCGUCAUGACAUCUCAGUCGAAUGCCCUCUUUUGGUGGCCAUGUGGUGUAAGCUAGGGCAAAUUGCUCUGCAGAAGAUCAUGGGUUUAAAUCCCUGAUCCACCCUGAUUAUGAUCCUUGGGUUGUCCACCCUGUACCAUGCUUGUGGGUUUCACCAAUGUUUGUGUGUUAUUAUUUAAUGCAGCACUCAGCAAAAAUUCCAGUUAUAUGGUGGCAUUCUGUAAAUGUUCAAGACAAUCCAGGAUUGGUAUUAUGAGCAACAAUCAUGGCAUGUUUUGCACGCUAUCAACCAAGUCACAGAUUCUGACCACCAAAUCCUCAUGCUGCAAUCUGUGUGACUCUGGGCUUUCCUCUCAUAUGCUGAUGAGUCAUGAAAUCACAGGUAGUCGUGCUUUGUGAUGUAAUCACUAUUUCCAGUAUAAGUCCUUGUAUUGCAACCAGUCUGUUAGACUUAUGGAUAAAUCUAGACUGAACAAGCUGUAAACACUGCCAGAACUACUA